AUGGCUCGCGACGUCCUCAAAGCCGCCAAGUCCGCAUCGAACGCGAUAGCCGUUCAUAAGAAAUACACCGUCCAGUCUACCGGGAUAUGGGAACGUCUUCGCCGUCUUCUUGCCGUCGAUCCCAAUCGCUCUACCGGAGUACCACUUAACUCGCAAUAUCGACUUCCGACUCCUGGUGCUCUCCCGCCGCAAUCUUAUGAUGAUCCCGUCACUGUUCCAGCAGCAGACAUUGCCGACAACCCUUACUGGAAGCGCGACGUUCGGAGAAACUACCCCAGACUUAGCACAGUCAACCAGGCAGAUGCUGUUGGCCUUCUUACAGUAGGCAGCCGGGCAGUGCCGAAGAAUGACGUUCUGCAGAUCGGGCAGGCAGGAGAGCAGCAGUUGGUUGAGGUUAAACAACAAGGAGAAGAGCGUGGCCUCGCGGCCAUCUUUGAGAAGGACAAGAGGGGCAUUCAGGGCGUUCUGGGCGCCGAUGGUCUGCCGCCAAUUCCUUGUAAUCUGAACGCCUCUGCGGCCAAGUAUCAGCUUGGUCAAGGUCAAGGCUAUCCUGCUGUGUAUCCUUGCCGGACUUUCGUCUAA
This is a messenger RNA of Aspergillus lentulus, 582 nucleotides long. The record is from RefSeq and is a predicted model, not a curated record. NCBI's taxonomy places the organism in Eukaryota, Fungi, Ascomycota, Eurotiomycetes, Eurotiales, Aspergillaceae.